Messenger RNA from Nothobranchius furzeri (turquoise killifish), 3388 nucleotides. It is a transcript of the gene srrm1, whose product is annotated as serine/arginine repetitive matrix 1. Gene Ontology annotation, cellular component: spliceosomal complex. The record is from RefSeq and is a predicted model, not a curated record. Gene Ontology annotation, biological process: mRNA processing; regulation of mRNA splicing, via spliceosome. Gene Ontology annotation, molecular function: RNA binding. NCBI's taxonomy places the organism in Eukaryota, Metazoa, Chordata, Actinopteri, Cyprinodontiformes, Nothobranchiidae.
CGGGCAAGCGCAGUACUCGUUACAUCCUGUAGGGGCGCACUCUGCAUCCGGCUGGCCACUCGAGCUUCACCAGAGGGACGCACUUCUUUCUCCGCAGCGCUUGAAACAAUCGAUUUUCACCGAGAAUGGACGCGGGAUUCUUCCGCGGUACGAGUGCGGAGCAGGACAACCGUUUCAGCAACAAGCAGAAAAAACUACUGAAGCAGCUGAAAUUUGCAGAAUGUUUGGACAAGAAGGUGGACAUGACCAAAGUCAACUUGGAAGUCAUCAAACCGUGGAUUACCCAACGUGUGACAGAGAUUCUUGGCUUUGAGGAUGAUGUGGUCAUUGAGUUCAUAUUCAACCAACUUGAAGAGAAGCAUCCUGAUAGUAAGAUGAUGCAGAUCAACCUGACAGGGUUUCUGAAUGGCAAGAACGCCCGUGAGUUCAUGGGAGACCUGUGGCCCCUGCUGCUGAGUGCCCAGGAGAACAUUGCUGGCAUCCCGUCUGCUUUCCUGGAACAGAAGAAGGAGGAAAUCCGACAGAGACAGAUUGAACAAGAGAAACUGGCUUCCCUGAGAAAGGUGGAUGAGGACAAGAAGGAUAAAGACACCAGAGAGAGGGCUCAGUCCAAGAGCCCAAGAAGGAGGAAAACCAGGUCACCAUCACCACGACGAAGGUCGCCUGCCAAACGGGAAAGAAAACGCAGCCCGUCACGCUCCCCAAGACGCAAACCCAGUCCGCUCAGUGCAAACUCACCCGCCCCACCUCUGAUGCAGUCUUCCACUAGAGCCUCACAGCAGCUUGUUGAAGCUGAUACUUCAGAGAAAGAGCCGACUGAGCCGGUUAUCCAAGAAGCUUCUUCUACUGGUGAUGCAGUGGUGGAGUUGGUAAAAGCUGACUCAGUUUCUGAGGUCAAAGAAACAUCCCCAGAAAAGUCUCACAAGAAAGAGGAGAGGCCGAGAUCUCGUGAAAAGGACGUGAGGAAGGAGAGACCUCACCAUCGUUCACCCUCCCCGUCUCAUUCCCGCUCUCACAGACGACGCUCUCGCUCAAGGUCGUACUCCCCUCGUAGAAGACAAAGUCCCAGAAGGAGAAUGUCUCCUCGACGAUGGAGUCCUCCUAGACGCGGCCCGGCUGGCUCUAGACAUCGACAUAGGCGUUCCCCAGUCCGCAGGAGACGCUCUCGUUCUGCCUCGUUUUCUGGCAGCAGCUCCUCUGGUUCACGUUCACCCAAAAAGCCUGUGAAGAGAAUAUCCCCCACGCCCCCCCGUAAACAAGUCCGCCGUUUUGACACGUCUAUCAGUCCCGCACCAAAGGACAAGCGAUCGCUGUCUCCACGAGCAAGAAGAGGCCGGAGGUCUCCUUCCCCUCUCAUGUCAUUGGGUUUAAAGCAAAAACAAAGAAGAAUGGAUGAUUCUCCACCUGCUAAUGCAAAAGCACGAGCUUCUGAUGGGUCUGACUCUGAGGAGGACAAAAAUGAAAAAGGGGCAACAGCCGACUCGGUGCAGCAGAGACGUCAGUAUCGCAGGCAGAAUCAGCAAUCUUCUUCAGAUUCAGGAUCUUCAUCAUCAGAGGAUGAGGGACCUAAGAGGUCAGCUACAGGGCCAGGAGCCAGAAACGGUGAAGUGAGGAGGAGGCGUAGCCGCACACCAUCACCUCGUAGGCGGCAUCGGGACGCCUCCCCAAGAAGAAGACGUUCUCCAUCUCCUGGACGUAGACGUCGCUCUCCAUCUCCCCCACGCCGCCGCAGAUCUCCCUCUCCUAGACGCAGGUCUCCUUCACCGCCACCACGUCGUAGAUCUAUGUCCCCCAGACGUUACUCUCCUCCCAUCCAGCGCCGCUACAGCCCCUCACCUUUGCCUCCAGCAAAGAGGAAGUUGUCUAGCUCACCCCUGAGACGCUCCUCUCCAGGUUCCAAGCGACGUUUCUCUAGGUCUCCUAAACGCAGAAGCUCUCCUGGUCCUAGACGGCGCUCUCCUCCUUCGUCCACAUCUCCACCCCGUCACAAAAGGAGCCCCAUGCCAGCCAGGCCAGGCAGGGACACACGAUCCCCUGUUGCGUCUGCCAGACGCCUGUCCCCAUCACCUGCAAACCGCAGUCGGGCUGUCAGACGAUCCACGAGUCCCCAGGGACGCUUUGCUUCUUCUAGUACAUCUCCAUCUAACCAGAGGCGACAGCCGUCCCCUUCACGCAGCAGCAAGCUCAUUCGCAGGGUGUCCCGCACUCCAGAACCACACAGGAAGAGAACUUCACCAAGUCCUAAGCAAAUGAGGAGAGCAUCAUCCAGAUCGAGGUCAGUCUCCCCCCUGCCAGCUCCGCAGAAAGGUCCAGCUCCUGCUUCCGCCUCCCCAUCUCCUUCUCGCUCAGUCAGUGGGUCUCCCCCACCUCCUCCAGUCAAAAAACCCAGUAGUGCUUCAGGCAGCCCGUCUCCAAGCAAGAUAUCAGAUGUUGAAGGUGGCGGAAAGAAAAAGAAGAAGAAGAAGGAAAAGAAACACAAGAAGGAGAAGAAACACAAAAAACACAAGAAACACAAGAAGGAGAAAAGCAGCGGGGGUGCUGUUCCGGGAGACGUAGCGGAGAAUCGCGGUGUGGAGGAGGAUGGAGAAUCAAGAAAGGACUCAGACAGUGACGCCGACGACGGCUUGGACGAUCUGGAAAAACAUCUUCGAGAGAAGGCCCUGCGCUCGAUGAGGAAGGCCCAGAUGUCUCCAUCACAAAUGUCAUGAGAACAAGAAAGUUCUGAGUUUUCCUAUUUUGAUGUUUCUCAUCAACCUGGUUCAGCUUUAGAAUGUACAAAUUGUCGAUUCUUGUUUUUUUUUUUAAUUGGUUUGGUACAUUCUGGAGAGUUUUUCCUUCACUUGAUUUGUGGGAUAGAUUAUUAUCUAAACUGUAAAGAAACUUGUGUUAAUAUUUUGAAUUUGUUAAGCAAGAAGAACGUUACAUUUCAGAGGUUUGAGUAGGGCAGGUUAAUGGUAUAUUUGUCUGUGUACAGUAGAUUCCAUAGAGAAAUGAUAGCACGUGCAUUGUCUCCGAUGUGCAUGAACCAUUGACUGGUGAGAACGCCAUCAAGUAAUCUGCUGUUACUAACGCCUUUUACUAGUGGAAACCAAGUCACUACUGUGAGUCCGUCAAGGCAGUAACAAAACGUCCGGUUUUAGAGAUGGGCAUCAUUUAACCUGCUUUUUUCUCCAACUUUGAAAUUGUCUUGUUUGAAGAUUAAAUCUAUCUUAAGGAUGAAACAUGUUUUAAUUUUUUUCUAAACUGAUUGAUAUGCAAUUUUUGUUAAAAACCCCUGUAUUGAGCUAAUUUCUGUGGGACUGCUAUAGUGUAUGGUUUGUAUUUAGUAACCUGGUUCCUGUCACGUCAUCCUUUCAGAAUUAAAACUUUUUUAGGAUCCGUGUUUAAA